AAGAACAUUGUGUCUCUAUACAUUGACACGAUGAAGGGAGGGGCCGCUGCUGCAAAACACCCAGGCAGAAUGAAUGCAAAGAGCCAAAAGAACACUUCCUGUUGAUGCAAAAAAAAAAUUGCAGCAGCAACUGUCUGACACAUCUGGAGCGGGGGGGAGGCCUGGUUGUAGCGCUAGCAGACUGCGGAGGGGAAUGGACCACGUUUAAUGUCUAACUGGAACACGGUGGCCGACAAGCUGGAAAAAUAUAUCCAAGACAUGGACGACGGCAGAUACAUCGAGUUUGAUGUGCCGGAGUUCAGCAACACUGUUCUGACCCAGCUCAAUGAGCUGCGCUUGCAGGGGAAGCUAUGUGACAUCAUCGUUCACAUUCAGGGCCAGCCCUUUCGUGCCCACAAGGCGGUGCUGGCAGCAAGUUCACCCUACUUUCGUGACCACUCCUCCCUCAGCACGAUGAGUGGGCUUUCAAUCUCUGUCAUCAAAAGCCCAGAGGUGUUUGAGCAACUCCUAGCAUUCUGCUAUACAGGUCACAUGUCUUUACAGCUCAAAGAUAUAAUCAGCUUCCUCACUGCUGCCAGCUUCCUGCAGAUGCAAGCCAUUAUUGACAAAUGCACCCAAAUUCUUGAGAGCAUCCACUCCAAAAUCAGCAUUCCAGUCAGUGUCUGCAGCCCAGAGAAGGAUGAGUCAGAGGCCAACCGUGAUCGAGUCAAGGACAGCAACCUCUUCGUGAACCCUACCCAGAUCUCCCCCCCUUAUUAUCCCCGGCAGAGUCAAGCGGGACAAGAACCACGUUUGGAACUGGCUGGAAAGAGCCUCACCCGCGGGCGACAACAAGAGGAAGGCCAGUCGGACAGAGGCAGCAGCGAUGGCGUAUCAGAGCAUGACACCCCCAUGGAAGGAGAAAUUGAGCAAGUGGAACUGAUCGGCAAAGAUGGACAAGUAACUGACGUGCAUGUGAAGGUAGAGAAGACGGAGAGGCCCACCUAUUCUGAUAGUUCCUCGGCUGGCGAUGAUGGCUACCACACAGAGCUCGUGGAUGGCGAGCAGGUUUUGGCGGUGACUGUGGGUUCUUACGGUCCGGUCUUCCAGUCUUCUACGUAUUCCUACUCAGGGCUUUCAUCUCCCUACUUGGUCAAUUUAAACAGCUCCAGUCCGUCACGCUCCAUACUCAGCGGGUUCCGAGGUGGAAGAGCUAAGGCGAAGCGCCCCCUCGCCAUUCCCGCGGGGGCUCUGAGUCACAUCAAGCCAGAUGACGGCGAAUCAGCCGUGGGACCCACAGGGUUGGAGAACGAUGUGCGAGAGCGUAGUCUACGAAGCCAGUGGUACCCUUACAAUGAAAGACUUAUUUGCAUCUACUGUGGUAAGACCUUCAAUCAGAAAGGGAGUUUAGACCGCCACAUGCGCCUGCACAUGGGAAUUACCCCGUUUGUCUGUAAGUUUUGCGGCAAGAAGUACACCAGGAAAGACCAGCUGGAAUAUCACAUCCGUGGCCACACAGACAACAAGCCCUUUCCCUGUCAGAUCUGUGGGAAGUGCUUCCCGUUUCAGGGCACCCUAAACCAGCACCUGAGGAAGAAGCACAUGGGCGCGUCGGAGAGCAGCAGUCUCGUUGACUUUGCGGAUAGGACGGAGGAAGGAUCGGAUCAGAAGGACCAAGAGGAGGCGUCUGAGGGGAUGUUGGCCUUCGAGACGCAGUACGCAGAGGAGGCGCCAGCUGACGACAUGGAGGAGAGUUCAAAAUGCAGUCCAGAAGAAGCUCAAGCGUCCAGAUGUAAUUUUUAGUUUCGCUUCAGGUCAAGAAGCUUUAAAAUCUUGAAUUCAACUCGACUUCGAAGACUUUUUUAAUCAACUCCCACUAGUCUGGAUGUUUCUCGCAUCAAGCAUUUCUGUUGGCUUUCGUGUUGGGGCUUUAUGGAGUAAUGGGUGCUUUGUAGUAAAAUGAUUCUUUUGAGCAAAGGGAGUUAUUUCGGGAGCUACACUUACUAUUUUGAGGUGGUCUCAAUAAUCAAGGCCCCUUAAUGAUUCUCUUUCUAUCUUUCCAUGUUUUUUAAAAAACAUAUUUACAGAGUUAUAUAGGCAUGUUGCAAUAAUUGAUAAUGUGAAAGCUCUGGAAAGAUGCUUGUCAUAUCACCUUUAUACCUGACCUGUUUUUGCACAUAUGGCCACAGGAGGUCACUUACUCACAAGGAAUGAUUUUUCUGCCAGUGCAAAGCUUUGUGUGACAUCCGUUCAAUACCUCAUGACACAACAACACACUCAUAAUAGACAGUAUUUUAACUUAAAAUAUACCGGGUUCUACCUCACAGCCAAGAACCUACGACACAUGCUACCAUUCAAAUCUGUUUUCACUUAAAUGCGCAGUAACUGUUUGCCAAAACCCUGAAAGAAAAUCGCAUCGCAUAACAAUGACUUCUUGAAACAAUGUUUCCUGAGCAGGCGAUUUAUAAAACGCUUUGUUCGGAAGGUGUACAAUCCGCCUUUUUUUAUUUUCAUUACCGUUGCUAUCGGAAGAGGAAAGAAUGGUCUUCUUGCCAACCUCAGCGAGAAUUGUCUUUUCUGCGAAACACUGAAAGUUUUACCUCACAUUGCCACUACAGGUUUCAAUCGGUUUUCUGUGCUUGGUUUUCUUUCAUGCCUUCAUACAUUUCUGUACUCAUUUGGCAAACGUCUACCGAACCAAGAGUGACUUGUUUUGUCCUGAAGUGGAAGCAUUAAGUUAAAACUCGCUGUCUAGCAGACAUACUCAUUACCUCAGCACAGCAAGGGCUGUGCGAUGCGACCAGCAAUUUUAUGUUCAGCGUGGAGUUCACUGCACAGCACACAUCUGUAAAUUUCAUGGCAAGUGUAUACAAGGCCAUUAAUGGAACUCCAUCUGUUACUUAACUUUUUACUGCCUUUUUUUUUUCUUCUAAAGAUCAUACUAGUGUUUUCUUGACUGAAGCACUUAGGCUGUUGUGGCUCCACGUUUUUGUGCGAACCAUGUGGCGAGUCGCUCUGUCUCGAUGUGCCGGAUCUCAGCAGAACACCAUGAAUGACCUUUGCAGAUUUGGUUAAGUUACACUGUCAUAUCACACAGCCCUUACAUGAAAUGGAUCUCUUCUCGUGUCACACUUUUCUGGAGUCAAUAUGCAAACAGCACGAACAAAGGAAACUCGGCCAUUUUCAACGGUUUUCUUACGUUGUUCUCCACUGUUGUCUCUUUUUUUGUCCUCUUCCUUUUUGUUUGGAUUGUGAUCUUUGCUCUCUGCAUGGGUUGCAGUUAAUCACUGACUUGGAACAUGUCUUUCCUUUAUAUUGUUCUUUGUACUGCAAGGUAAAAACGCAGAGUAGUUUUUAUAGGUGGAUUUGGUUAGAACUUGUUGAUCCAAAGUAUUCAUGCACUUUGCAGAGAUAGGUGGUUGGGAUUGGUGUUUUGUUUCCCCCUUGUUGAACGUUCAUUGUGAAGUUUUGUCUUGACCUAUGUUUUAUAUGACAAUUAGACCGCAAGUCUUUUCAAUUUGGAAAGUUGUUCGCGGAAAAAAAAACAACGCCAUUGACCAUCCUAAGGAAAGAUUCCGGAAACCGGAGGGCACUUCGACGACACAGUUGAUCUAAAAGGAUAGAAAUAGAAUCAGUUUCACCUGUUGGAAUAUGAAGAGUAGAAUAUUAUUGAGAAGCCCAGCAGCCAUUUUUGCCCCUGGCAUCCUAUUUGCAGUCCGUCUGUUGAAUGCCUUUCUUAGACAGCAGCUAGUGCUGCCCACUGGUGUACUGUUUUUUUUGGCAAGUCAGCUAGCAUUACCUUCACCAUCAGUCACGACUUAAGUAAUUGGAAAACAUAUUAGUUGUGUAAAAGUGUUUGGUUAACGGUAAAAUUGUCUAACAACAGUAUUGUACCAACACUCUACGCCAAAGAUUAGCGGGCGAUCGCUGCGCUGGGUUUUGACAGAUGAACUCCAUAUUAUAAAGACAUUCAGCGCUCUCUACAAGGAAUGACGUUGUCGUUCCGAGCUUAAAACAAUCACUGGUGUUAGAUUUGAACAUAUAGAACAGAGGGCACAAUGUCAGAAUUAGCAUAAGUAACAAGCCAUAAAAUGACUGCUGACGAUAUUAAAGUUGUGCAAUAGGUGUUGUAAUUGUAUAAAGCCAAUGUGUAAACGAUAGAAAUAAAAUAUAGAGAGCUUUGCAACAGUGGCAUCUUCAACUCAGUGCCUUGCCACGAGCUUUACAUUUGAACAUUUGGCACUUUCUGUGCUCCAUUUUCUUUUAUUUGUAACGGAUCGAAUGCGGAGUUUGUGUUGCGAGUUGAGCCACAUUUAUUGUUGAGUGGCGCCAAAUUAUGUCAUAUAUAUAUAUGUGCAUUUUGUAUUUUUAUCGGUCCCUGCCUUUUUUUUUUUAUUUUUUUUAAAUCACAGCUGUUUUUGUGAUCAUAUAGAUUACAAUCAAAAGGCGGAGUCUUAUGUCCUCCACGUUCACAGAGGAUACUGUAUCCCUCUUCUCUAACCACUGAGGACAAUCUGAGCUACGUACUGUAUUUUAGGAUAUUUCGAUGAAGGAAGGAGACGCAUGAGAAAGGCAGAUCUGCUUCCUCGCUCAGAGCUUCUGGCUAGCAAACAGCUGCGGGGGAAUUUAGCGGAUUAUAACCGACCGUUUGAGCAAAGAAGAAAAAAAAAAAAGAAGAAAUGGGGUAAAACAAGGCCACAUAUAGAAGCUAAAUUGCACAUUGUUCAACCAUAAAUUGUAUAAAUUGCCAAUGGAUACUUUUCUUCAUUUUGUGUCAUUGUUUGUGCAUUUACAGUUUUUGUCGAUAAGAAUUCCAUCCGAAAAGGUCUUCUGUAAGGGGUUCACUUGAGGCCUCACCUCACUAUAUAUGGGACCUUUUCCCUUGAAAUGGUGCUGUUUUAAGUUUUUUUUUUCCCUGAUAUCUUGGAAUUUUAAGUCAAUAUAUUCGUUGUAGGUGAUUGGGGAGUACUAGUUGAGCUUUUCAUAGAACUAUAGUGAAUUAAGAAGUCACACUCACUUUUUUUCAUGCUUUUAGAGGAACAGUUCGGCUUCAUAAGGCUUUGGUUUUGAAAGCGCCCCUCAUGGUGAAACCAUAUUUUCCUAAAGUGGAUUAUUAGGGAAUGUUUUGAAAACCAUUUGAAGUAUGUCUGUCCAUUUUUGGGCCUUAGUCCUGGCAGUCUAAUGUUUUGUUUUCAGCACAUUGGCUGUGAUAAAAAGUGAUUGAUGGAAAAGUGAUUUGGCGUCGGUCGUAGAGGGCUCUGUCGUAUCAAAGUCGCCGAUGUGCGAGCUAUUGGGUUGCCAAAAUGGUGGGCAAUGUUCUGACCGCUUUAAAGCUUUCAGCAUGCUUUUCUUAUGAGCGCUUUCGAGUCGAGAUCCGUCGAGGCCAACUUCAACCCACCUGCAGUGUUUACAGGGAAAGCUGUCAGACUACUUUGUGAAAUUGCAGCUCGCCCUUUUCCUCUUAAACGCUUUUCAGGUAGUUUACGAACACUGAUAAAGGCUUCGGUAAAAUCUCAAGUCUUCCAUUGCCUGUCUGACAGUUUCUGCCCACUGUGUGUUUUAAAAAGCAAUAACAUUUUUUUGGAGUAUUGGAAUUAAUAGGUUUAUUGAAAUAUCGGCCUGUGGUAUAUAUAAAUAUGUAUCCGACAAACUGAACGUCAGGGAGCUGAAUCGAAAUAAAACCAGGACGAUUUGAUACAGACUUUUCUUCCGUUGGACUUUUUCAGAAACUUUGAGCAGGUUCCUCCUCCGAUUUAAUAAAAAAAAAAAAAAGAAUGACACCUUGUUAUGAAUUUCCAAACUGUUGUUGCUUUAGCGGUGAUCACCACAAACCAGUGGCAGUAGGUGAAAUGCAGCACAACCACUGAGCGAGUGGCUCAGUUCCCGACUCGCUGUUCAGAGGUGCACCUCCAGCUGUUUCAACUAUCGAAAGGGAUUUUCUUUGGGCUGUUAUAGCCGCUGUUUUGGCGGGGUUUGCCGGGGCCGUCUGCUGUCGCGGUGAGGUUUGCCGUCCGUCCGGAGUUCAGACUGUAGUCGUAGCUGUUCAGGAUCAAAAGAAAGAGGUUUUCAAUUUUGAUAUUGUUCCUUUUUCUGUUACAACUCACUCCUCCUUCACUACUAGUCUAGACUCAAGCUCAUGUAUCUGGUGACACGGCAAAAAAGACAACCUAGAUCUCAGGGUAUCUUGUGUUCAAAUGGUCUCACUGGACAUCUACAUGUCCUUGCUAGUAUAAUCAUGCACUUCUCUUCAGGUGGGGAAACGUCCUCAGUCAGUAGUUUCCAAACAUUCUGCCUCAAGGUCUCGAUGAGCCAAUAUAUCCCCCAGAGCUAAAGCUUGGAGAAGCACUAACUGACCACAAACUGACCCGUGACAGCAGAUUCACCCCCAAACACCCCCUUUUUUUUUUUUUUUUUUUGUCCACACCUACACACAACCUCACAACCCAACUGUGAACCUCAGAACUCUACUGUUUUGUACAACUAUGAAGUAAAUGAAGCUAGCUAGAGCUGAUGUAUCUAUUGCCAUUUAUGAGUUUAUUUUAUAGCAUGAAAUUUAAAAAAAUAUAUUUAUUCAAAUUAUAUAUUUUACUCAUAAUCAUUCUGUGCAGCUUCAUUUUGGUUCUUAUGCUUGUAAAUUGCUUUUUUAUGAAAUAAUGACAAUGUCAACAGAAU
Messenger RNA from Synchiropus splendidus (mandarinfish), 6651 nucleotides. It is a transcript of the gene zbtb34, whose product is annotated as zinc finger and BTB domain containing 34. The transcript is spliced from 2 exons. Gene Ontology annotation, molecular function: protein binding; RNA polymerase II cis-regulatory region sequence-specific DNA binding; DNA-binding transcription factor activity, RNA polymerase II-specific. Gene Ontology annotation, biological process: regulation of transcription by RNA polymerase II. NCBI's taxonomy places the organism in Eukaryota, Metazoa, Chordata, Actinopteri, Syngnathiformes, Callionymidae. The coding region runs from base 208 to 1782 and encodes 524 amino acids. The record is from RefSeq and is a predicted model, not a curated record.